CCUUCUCCUCCUCCUCCUCCUCCUCCUCCUCCUCCUCCUCCUCCUCGCUGCCCACCGGCCUGCGGCACCCCUCGGCGGCCUCCGGCCCCACCAGCGCACAGACAAUGACUUCAUGCGGAUUAUGCAUCUGAAGAAAUCACCAGCUCCCAGAUAGCCACAGGGGGAGGUAUCCAUGUGUUUGGCAGGGAAGCAGCCUCCUGCUCGCCUCCCUUCUCCCCCUCUUUUCUCCUCGCACCCAUCAGCUGCCUCCUCUCCGGCGAUGGUCGCCUCCGGUCCCCCCGCGCGGCGCUGAGCGAGGCCCCAGCGCAUCCCCGCUCCCACGCUUGCACCAAGGUACCACCGAGGCUAUUUUUAUUCCCCCCCCCCGUCUUCUUUUCCGGUUCGCCCGCCGCUGCCGGGCUCGGUGCUGCUGCUCGCACCCUCCGUGCCUGCGCCUCUCCCGCUCCCAUCUCCCCAGCCAGCAGCGAGCGGUGGAAGGAGCGGUGGAGGAGGCUCGUCCCAGCCCCGGCACCUGCGUCGCAGCAGCGGCAGCCACGGAGCAGAGCCAGCCCAGCUCCGGCCCCGGCCGCCAGCCCUGACUCCAGAGUGGCAACCCCAGGGUGCCGGCGCGGACCAUGAUGGACCUGAAGGUGGACGAGGAAGAGGUGGACAGCGGGCAGCCGGUGAGCAUCCAGGCCUUCGCCAGCAGCUCCACCCUCCACGGGCUCUCGCACAUCUUCUCGUACGAGCGGCUGUCGCUGAAGCGCGUGGUCUGGGCGCUCUGCUUCCUGGGCUCGCUGGCGCUGCUCGCCCUCGUCUGCACCAACCGCAUCCAGUACUACUUCCUCUACCCGCACGUCACCAAGCUGGACGAGGUGGCCGCCACCAGGCUCACCUUCCCCGCCGUCACCUUCUGCAACCUCAACGAGUUUCGCUUCAGCCGGGUGACCAAGAACGACCUGUACCACGCCGGCGAGCUCCUCGCCCUGCUCAAUAACAGAUACGAGAUCCCGGACACCCAGACGGCCGACGAGAAGCAGCUGGAAAUCCUGCAGGACAAGGCAAACUUCCGAAACUUCAAGCCCAAACCUUUCAACAUGCUGGAGUUUUAUGACCGGGCUGGCCACGACAUCCGGGAGAUGUUGCUGUCCUGCUUCUUCCGCGGGGAGCAGUGCACCCCCGAAGACUUCAAAGUGGUCUUCACGCGCUACGGGAAGUGCUACACCUUCAACGCGGGGCAGGACGGGAAGCCCCGGCUCAUCACCAUGAAGGGGGGCACCGGCAACGGCCUGGAGAUCAUGCUGGACAUUCAGCAGGAUGAGUACCUGCCGGUGUGGGGGGAAACAGACGAGACCUCGUUCGAAGCCGGGAUCAAGGUGCAGAUCCACAGCCAGGACGAGCCCCCGCUGAUCGACCAGCUGGGCUUCGGGGUGGCGCCCGGCUUCCAGACCUUCGUGUCCUGCCAGGAGCAGCGGCUCAUCUACCUGCCACCUCCCUGGGGCGACUGCAAGGCCGUGGCGGGCGACUCGGAGUUUUACGACACCUACAGCAUCACCGCCUGCCGCAUCGACUGCGAGACCCGCUACCUGGUGGAGAACUGCAACUGCCGCAUGGUGCACAUGCCGGGCGAUGCCCCUUACUGCACCCCGGAGCAGUACAAGGAGUGCGCGGACCCGGCCUUAGAUUUCCUGGUGGAGAAGGACAACGAGUACUGCGUCUGCGAGAUGCCCUGCAACGUGACCCGCUACGGCAAAGAGCUCUCCAUGGUGAAAAUCCCCAGCAAGGCCUCUGCCAAGUACCUGGCCAAGAAGUACAACAAGUCGGAGCAGUACAUCGGGGAGAACAUCCUGGUGCUGGACAUCUUCUUUGAAGCCUUGAACUAUGAGACGAUCGAGCAGAAGAAGGCGUACGAGGUGGCCGGCUUGCUGGGUGACAUUGGAGGGCAGAUGGGGCUCUUCAUCGGGGCCAGCAUCCUCACCGUGCUGGAGCUGUUUGACUACGCUUAUGAGGUGAUAAAGCACCGGCUGUGCCGGCGGGGCAAGUGCCGCAAGAACCACAAGAGGAACAACACGGACAAGGGCGUCGCGCUGAGCAUGGACGACGUGAAACGCCACAAUCCCUGUGAAAGCAUACGGGGCCACCCGGCAGGCAUGACGUACGCAGCAAAUAUCCUACCUCAUCACCCGGCCCGGGGCACCUUUGAGGACUUCACCUGCUAACUGACGUCUGGAUGUACAACCUGAGCUACCAAAGCCCUCCGGAGAGCUGCCCUUCUCCCUGCGAGCGCCAGCGGAGAGACACACCAAGGGGACCUUGCUCCUCGCCACAGUGGGACAUGGACAAGAGCGACGGCCUCGGAUUUCGGGGCAGGCGGUCGGGUCGGGCCACGCUCGAACCUGGCAUGCAGCCUCCGCGGCAGCUGCUCCGUGCCUGCCCCGUUAGCUCAGAGACUCGAGGACGCUCCAGCCCAGCCAUCCUCGCGGCGCGGGGAGCGACACGCACAGCGGGCUGGGGCACGGGCCUUCCCCGUCUCCUCCCCUUCGGCUCCCCUCAGCCUUUUUAACUAGAAACCCAGAAGCCAAGAAGAAGCAGCCAUUCGGCCGCACAGUCUCCAUCCACAGCCCUGUCCGUCUGUCCAUCCGUCGUCUCCAUGCCCAUUUUGCUCCCACGCCUCGGCCGGCGCUUGCCGGUGGCCCUGUGCCCGGCGGGAGGGAUCGCCGCGGAGCCCUGCAGCGUGUCCAGCGGGCACGGCCGCGGGUUCAUCGGCCCCAGCAGAGCCUUGCUGCCCCCUGGGACCACGGUGGCCCGCAGCCCACCCUCACCACGGCCCUGUCUGCGCACCCCCGGCCGUUCCACAUGCACAAAGACGGGGCAGCUCCACCUCUCCAAAACGUCUUCCUCGGCCACCUGCCCUGGGGACGGCGGUGCCUGGCCGCUGAGCUCGCCGGUGGCUGCAAGCGCCGUGGAGGACCCAGCCUGGGGGUGCCACCUUGGCAUCGAAGACCCCGCUGCCCAGUCGCUCUGCCUCGGCUGUGUCAUGGGGUGGUCUCCCUGCCUGUCUCUCCUGGGCUUUGCCCCGCAGUCCCUUGUGUCCCCAGGGAACCUGGAGCUACCCCGUGCGGCCCCAAAAACAGCCAUCCUUGGGGAGAAAGGCAUGAGGAAAGCUCCUGGCCCCCAGUUCGGCUGCAGCCACUGGCCUGGCUCAGCUUGGGGCGCAAGGCGGAGCCCCUCAGCACCGCUUCAGCCAGGCGGGCAUGGGAGCCCCAACACCGAAAGGGUUUGGAGGUUUAAGGGACACCCCAUAGCACAGGGUGCUCUGGUCCGCGGGACCGCAGGCUCCCACCCCGCCCCAACAGCAGCCACCCCCGGGGGCCACAAGCCCCGGGCACCUUUGGGGCGCCUGCCAGCUCGCCGCCUGGGACCCCCGCUGCUCCUCCCGUCACUGCCCCUUCCCAGCAGCGGGGGCCGGCCGGCCGGCUCUGGCCGAGUCUCCGCUCCCCAGGCCCGCGAGCGCACGGCCACUUGGCUCCAGGGUCAGUGGCAAUCAGCCUCCCCCAGCCCCUGCCAGCCCCCAGGCCCCCUCGCAUCAAGCAAAAGCCCUCCCGGGGCUGAAGUGCUACUUAUCUUCAAGAGCUUUUGCAAUAAGUCUUUUUAGUAAUUAUUAUUUCU
Messenger RNA from Cygnus olor (mute swan), 3648 nucleotides. It is a transcript of the gene ASIC1, whose product is annotated as acid sensing ion channel subunit 1. Gene Ontology annotation, cellular component: membrane. The transcript has 12 exons. The coding region runs from base 615 to 2198 and encodes 527 amino acids. Gene Ontology annotation, biological process: sodium ion transmembrane transport. The record is from RefSeq and is a predicted model, not a curated record. Lineage: Eukaryota; Metazoa; Chordata; Aves; Anseriformes; Anatidae.